Molecule: messenger RNA, 3578 nt
Organism: Acanthopagrus latus (yellowfin seabream)
Lineage: Eukaryota; Metazoa; Chordata; Actinopteri; Spariformes; Sparidae
Gene: hoxc6a
Product: homeobox C6a
Exons: 2
Coding region: 1922-2638 (238 amino acids)
Biological process (GO): anterior/posterior pattern specification; regulation of transcription by RNA polymerase II
Cellular component (GO): nucleus
Molecular function (GO): RNA polymerase II cis-regulatory region sequence-specific DNA binding; DNA-binding transcription factor activity, RNA polymerase II-specific
Source: RefSeq, a predicted model, not a curated record
UUUUACUUAUUAUUUUUUGUUUCACCGCACUGGAUUUUUUGGGGGGGAAUAAUAUGCUGCCUGUGUGUGAGCUCACGCUCUCAUCAGCUGUAGUAAAAGCUGAUUUAAUUAUGUGGAUCACAGAAAUGUGACAGUGAUUCAGAAACUGGCCUCUUUCAUGUCGCUCAUGUGAGGUUUUACGCAUUUUAGCGGGCAGCGCGCUUUCGCCCAGACAGGCGCUCGAGUUUUUGCAAGGAUUUUUGCAAGAACACCUCUGAAGUCAUUUCCAAACCCCAUCAUUUGGUGCUGAGAUAAUUAUCGGUUCCUCUUUCCUCUCUGUGCGUGUCGGAGGAAUGUCGAAGUUAUGAUCCGAUCAGGGAGAGGGGAGAAAGAAAGAAAGAAAGAAAAAAAAGAAAGAACAUCUGCAUAAGCAUUUUAACACAUUUCUACUGUAAUCCAGCUUUUUAAGUUUUGUGCGUAAAAAGGUGAAAGCAUGCUCUUUGGUCGAGGUAAAGAGACUGUACCUGAGAGCUGUGCGCUCAGAGUGGACACCGGGCACUGUCGGCCUGUAGGAGCGUUUUGUCUGACGUGUGCAUGGCAGUCGCAUAACUGAUUAGAUUUGUGGCAGAGAUGAUCUCCUCAGACGCCAGUUCUUUACUAGUCGGCCGGACCUGUGCACGCUAUUCCCCCCCUUUCGCUUUUAUGCCUCCACAUGCUGUGCAGUGCUUUCAUUUCUGAGCCCGUGAGAUUGCUGCUCGUGUUGCAGGGCUCUUGCUGCAGAGAUAGUUGUUGGUGAGCUGGGGAACGUCACUUGUUUUAUUGCCCUCACAGAAGAGAGACCAUAAACGCAUUCUUACUACCUACAAACCCUCCCCCAGUUCACUGCAAAAGAAAAAAAAAAAGAGAGAGAGAGAGAAGAAAAAAAAAAGAAUGGAAACUGCUCACGCGUCAGAUAAUUCAUACACAAUGAAAACAUUAAGAGUCUGCGUUGCAAACUCGUCAUUAAAAAGGCUGAGAUAAACAAUAAAUGCAAAUAUUGUUAUUAUUUUCUUUAUCUUCACAUAGCAGAGAGCUGGCGCGUCCUGCGGGAUGGGAGCGUGUAGAUAGUGGAGCCUACAGCUCUGCAGUGGGGUUGUGAAAUUAAAACAGAGUUUUGGCAACACAUACACACGCGCGCGCACACACACACACUUACACACACACACACACACACACACACAUAGGCAAAGGCACACACACAUAGGCAAAGGCACACACACACACAAUCACUCACACAUACCACAGAGCUCAGUACUCCAGGUGAAGGUUUCGCUUUAUAUCUCAUUAAAUGAAAUAAGCAGCUUUCAGCGCUCAUUCAGAAAGCUUCAGUUUUGACUUCAUGUGUGUUAUUAUGCAGAUCUGUCCGCUUUCCCUCUGAAUGGGAUCACUGUACUGCACGAACAUUGUCCACAUUUCACAUCAAACUCCCCCCACUUCCUCCUCCUCUUAACGCCACAUUCUCUUAAACUUUAAUUCCGAAAAAAAACGUCUCGCCCUGCCAGCCUCGCACAGUGUGCCACUCCGACUCUAACGCUGUGUUUAUCGGCAUUUAGCACUAAUGUUCAAGCUCUGAGCUAAAAGCUACAGUUUCUCCUCAACUCCUGCCUCUCAAUUGGUGGAGAACGGUCAGCUGACAUUGUCAUAUUGUCUCUCACCGAGCCAAGCCUCGGCUAUAACACUCGGGUUUGUGCGUCUUAACCGGAGAUUGGAAAUUAAUAAUAUUGAAUCCUCAAAGUAGCCCACGUCCAGUUAGAGAGCGGCAGAAAGUCGGGGAAAAAAAGAGAAGACCUUGGAGAAAGGUGUGGUUGGUUGACACAGACGGGAAGGAGAUUUACUGAGAAGGAGAUUGAAAAGAGACCGAUAAAGAAGUGGGGAGAGUUGGAGAGAGGGUUACAAGCAAGGUAUGAAUUCUUAUUUCGCAAACCCGUCGCUCUCCUGCCAUUUAUCCGGUGGUCAAGAUGUUUUGCCUAACGUACCCCUGAACUCCACCACCUAUGACACAGUCAGACAUUUUUCGUCGUACGGUGCCGCUGUGACCCAGAAUCGGAUAUAUGCACCUUUCUACUCUCCUCAAGAUAAUGUCGUGUUUGGGUCUGGCAGGGCACAGUACGAGUAUGGAUCAAACGUGUUUCUUCAGGACAAGGACGUGCUGCCCAGCUGCAGGCAAACAAACAUGGGACUCAAUACACAAAGCCACAUUGCUCAAGAGUACAGUUUGGAUCAAGGAAGAGCAGGAGCGCAGGAGCAGAAAGGCAACAUCCCGAUCUACCCGUGGAUGCAGCGAAUGAACUCACACAGCGCAGGAGUGGGCUACGGGACAGACAGACGCAGAGGACGUCAGAUAUACUCUCGUUACCAAACACUUGAGCUGGAGAAGGAGUUUCAUUUCAACCGCUACCUGACCAGGCGCAGACGCAUCGAGAUCGCCAACGCGCUUUGUUUAACGGAGCGCCAGAUCAAAAUCUGGUUCCAGAACCGACGCAUGAAAUGGAAGAAAGAGAGCAACCUGACCUCCACGGUGACUGGAAGUGAACAGACAGGAGCCUCUCAGGAGGAGCAGGAGGAGCGCAGUGGCGCAAUGGAAGGAGAAGAGAAGGAUGAGGACAAGAAGAAAGAGUAGAAAUAAAAGAAGACCUGAUGACCAUUUAAAAAAAACAAAAAAACAAAAACAACCCAACAUAACUACCUAAAGAAAAAAAAAUCCACAUGGACUUGAGAGCGACUUCACUGCAUGAUGGCUUCCCCCCGCAGCUCUCCCACUUAUAUCCCAUGUUGGCCACAGGAGUGUUAAGCCUUAGAAAUCCGAAUUAUUUCAGCCACAGUCUGGCUCCCUGUGACAUUUGGAGCGCUGAUUAUUAUUAUUAUUAUUAUUUUAUUUUUUUUAUUACUGCAAUGUCACACUUGUAUUGUGAAAAAUAAAACAGAAGUAUUAUUUCUAUGUUAUUUCCCAUGCCAGUAAAACCCUAUGUAUUUAUCCCCGCUACACCCUACCCACCCAGCCACCCAACCUACCCAGCUCUCCCUCUCUUACACCCCAUCCAUCACUGUGAACUCUUUGAUCAGCUCACAAAAUAAAGUGUUGGUCAGACUUAACUCAAUAUUGUACAUGCACAUUCCUACGGACGGGAAAGAGAGAGGGAGAAGGACCGGGCCGGACACAUCACAGUAUACUUGAAUUGCCCGCAAGAGAAAAAAAAAAAGUGUCCUGCAUAAACAUGAAAAAGUUGCACGGAUAUAGACUACAGUCCACACACACACACACACACACACACACGAAAUGCCUGUAUAUAAUCAACAAUAUAUUCUGUCAAUCCUGUGAGGACUUAUGUGCAUUUAGCCGCUUUGAUAGACGCUGCAUAACAUAAAGUCUGCGCUUAGCCCCUUCCUCUUUUUUGUUUUUGUUUUUUUGUUGUUGUUUUUUUUUGUUGAUCGUUUGACACAAUACGCUUUCCUUGUGAGAUAGAUUUGUACACUAGUAAUUCUUCACUUUUGUUUGGGAGUUACGAAUUCAUGUUUUGUCAUAAUUGUGUACCAUGGAAUAAAAAUAUUUGUAAAACUUU